Molecule: messenger RNA, 1665 nt
Organism: Ornithodoros turicata
Lineage: Eukaryota; Metazoa; Arthropoda; Arachnida; Ixodida; Argasidae
Exons: 2
Coding region: 1-1665 (554 amino acids)
Source: RefSeq, a predicted model, not a curated record
AUGAGGGCGGCAUGUGAAGAAGCUCGAGCGACGGGAAAUAAACUCGCUGUCGUCCAAUGGAUUAAUAUCGGAGAGGAACUGCAGAACUGGUUACAGAUAUGCUACGCAGGCAUUACGUCCCAGCUACUCAUUAACGGUAACGUUGGAGCCAAGUUCGACGUUAGGAGGUCUGUGCGGCAAGGGUGUCCCAUAUCUCCCACGCUUUUUGCACUGUAUCUGGAGCCAUUAUGCCGCCAUAUUAUAGAAGACGAGACAAUCCAGGGUACAAAAGUAGCCCAGGAGGAAAUAAAACUUCUGGCUUUUGCCGACGAUGCAGCCAUCAUCUGCACGGAGGUGACACAUGUGGAGAGAGCGCUCGAGAUCAUCCGUCACUUCUGCGAAGUGUCGGGAGCAACAUUGAACCUGGACAAGACCAAGGGCUGCUGGUUGGGCGAAUGGGCGAAGAAGCCAGAAAACCUUUUGGGAAUCGAAUGGACUACAGAACUGGACACUUACCUAGGAGUAAAACUAGAUCCAGAAGUAUGGCACCCUGGGAUAUGGAAGCAGAAGCUAAACCAGCUGCAGGGAAAGCUCCAGCCAUUCAUGGGAAGACAGCUGUCCAUCCUACAUAGAAGUGUGAUAAUUAAUACUGCUCUCUAUCCUGCCAUCCUAUAUUGUGCACAGGCGAUUCCUGUAGACGGGGGAACAGUGCAGCAAUUCCACAGGCUAUGUGCAAGGUACCUGUGGCAGUCGAAAUUCGAGCGCAUGCGCAGGUCAAAUAUCUUCUGGUCACUGGAGGCAGGCGGACUGGGCGUUGUAAAUCUGGAAAUAAAAAUUAAAGUCCAACGCUUUCUGUACUUCAGGGAUCAAAGAAGGCCCGAGAUUCGUGCUGCCAUGCAAGUAAUGGGAACAAGUCACCUGUUGGAGUGGAUAGUGACGACGACGCAAACUACAGCGCUCGAUAAGACAACCCUAACUUUCUACAGGGAAAUGAAGCUCAGCAUCAGGUUUUUCUUAGAGAUCCUUACGUGGGAAUACCUGGCAACAGUCAAAAAGAAGAAGUUGUAUUGGGACACCGUGGCCAUGAUGUACCCACCUCCACUAUACCGGCAAAACUUCACAGAAAUCUCGCCGCGGGAUGUUCUAAAGCGGAUAAAAUACCUGCCUAUUCCAACGAGCUCCAAGGACUUCUUUGUGAAGUUUCACAUAGAGGUACUUCCUGCAAAACAUUGGCUCCAGGGCAAGGGGUUCCUGGUACCCUGGGAAGGAAGAUGUGAUAUGUGUGGCGAAACAGAAACCUUGCGUCACGUCGUGUAUGAGUGCAGGAACGCUUUUCUCUUUUGGAGCGAUCUGCGUACAUCUCUGCAGAUUGAGGAAGAACUUCCAUACGAGGCCCUGAAGUUUCUCAAUUUCAAGCGCAAGGAAUUCACCGAAGUGAAGAGCGUUGCUGUGGUAACAGGGCUUCAAGCUUUAUGGAAAGCGCGAACAUCCCGGGUCGAAUGUGACGCAAAGCCCAGAUCACCCAUCCAUUUCCUGAAGAUAAAACUGAUGUGGACGCUUUCACUGAUAGGCACCAGGAGACUAAGAGAGAAGAAGAGAUGGAAGGACCUAGCGGAUACCAUACAACAGCUGUCCCCGAAAACUUUUGGUUGCAGAAGAAGAAACACUUGCAAGGAAAAGGAAUAA